Molecule: messenger RNA, 745 nt
Organism: Boeremia exigua
Lineage: Eukaryota; Fungi; Ascomycota; Dothideomycetes; Pleosporales; Didymellaceae
Product: PhoD-like phosphatase-domain-containing protein
Exons: 3
Coding region: 1-666 (221 amino acids)
Source: RefSeq, a predicted model, not a curated record
AUGCUCCAGAAACGAGACGGAUCCUACCAUCACAACGAGGACGUCAAAUUCACCCAUGGUGUCGCAUCCGGUGAUCCGUUUGCACAAUCAGUCAUCUUGUGGACAAGAGCUUCACCAGUUCUCGAAAAUGAUGCCUCGAACGUGACAGUGGAGGGGACAGUGCCUUACUUCAGCCACGAAACUGAGCAGUACAUCAAGCUCUCCAAGGCCCCAAUCUGUGUCGAUUGGAAGACAUCGUCCAGCCCUAGAAUGGAUGGGUCACCUGUCUCUCGGGGCAGGGCUUACACUACAUCCGAUAUUGAUUAUACUGUCAAGAUUGAGGCUGGUGGUCUGAGCCCUUUCACUACUUAUUACUACCAAUUCACAGUAUGUGGUACGAAUAUUACUUCGCCGAUUGGUCGAACGAAGACUGCACCCGCCCCAGAUGAUGAUGUUUCAUCGCUAAGUUUGGGCGUCUUCUCGUGUGCGAACUAUCCUCUUGGUUACUUUAACGCGUAUGGUAACAUUGCUCGUAAAGACAGCGUUGACUUUGUGUUGCAACUUGGCGACUAUAUCUACGAGGAUGAGGUUGGAGUCCCCGGCGUAGACGAGCGCGCUACUGUGUCCGUGCACCCAACGAUCGGAGUCAGGCAACGAUCGGGGAACAACAAUUACACCCAAUUUUGACGCGUAAUAAUUCAACCACCAUGCCAGGUAUUAAUGAUGCGCUUGCAGAGAUUCGUAAAUUGAACCCUGGCGAUAAACC